Molecule: messenger RNA, 1509 nt
Organism: Apaloderma vittatum (bar-tailed trogon)
Lineage: Eukaryota; Metazoa; Chordata; Aves; Trogoniformes; Trogonidae
Gene: NSMF
Product: NMDA receptor synaptonuclear signaling and neuronal migration factor
Exons: 15
Biological process (GO): positive regulation of neuron migration; regulation of neuronal synaptic plasticity
Cellular component (GO): cytoplasm; nucleus
Source: RefSeq, a predicted model, not a curated record
UACGUCGGCCAGGAGGACUCCCCCGAGAUGCAACAGGCGGCACAGAACAAGCGCAGGCUCUCCGUCAUCUCGGACGGCAAGUUUGAGAGGAGCUUCUCUGACGAGCAGGCAGAGAAGAUGUCAAGCGAGGGGCCGAAGCCACGAGUCUACACGAUCUCCGGCGAGAGGCCGAUGCUGUCGGACCAUGAGAACGAAAGCAUGGAACUGGUGGUGAUGAAGGGGGCUGCCCAGGAGGAAUGCCACCACGGCCACCACGUGCACGCUUCCCAGCACUCCUUUGACCUGGAGCAGCAUCAGCCCGGCGACACUGGGUGGCACAGAAAAAGGCUGGAGAGGAUGUACAGUGUCGAUCGAGUGUCGGAUGAUGUCCCCAUACGAACCUGGUUCCCGAAAGAGAACCUCUUCAGUUUUCAAACUGCUACUACAACUAUGCAAGCCAUCUCGGCGUUCAGGGGCUACGCAGAGAGGAAGAGACGGAAACGAGAGAAUGAUUCGGCAGCUGUUAUCCAGAGGAAUUUUCGGAAGCACCUCCGCAUGGUGGGGAGCCGAAGGGUUAAAGCACAAACAUUUGCCGAACGGCGUGAGAGGAGCUUCAGCAGGUCCUGGAGUGACCCGACUCCCAUCAAAGCUGAUUCCUUCCAUGACUCUCGAGAAAGCCAUGACCUUCAGGACUCCUGCGGCACUUUGGAUGGCGACUUUGACUUGAACUGGGAAGCAGAAAAGGAACUUGAAGCCAUGGCGUGUGACGGCGAAGACUUUAUUCCACCAAAAAUAAUGCUCAUUUCUUCCAAGGUGCCCAAAGCAGAGUAUGUCCCAACGAUUAUCCGCAGGGACGAUCCCUCUAUCAUCCCCAUUCUCUACGACCAUGAGCAUGCCACCUUUGACGACAUCUUAGAGGAAAUAGAGAAGAAGCUUAACAUUUAUCGGAAAGGCUGCAAAAUCUGGAAGAUGCUGAUAUUUUGCCAGGGAGGUCCUGGUCACUUGUACUUGUUGAAGAACAAAGUUGCCACUUUUGCCAAAGUGGAGAAGGAGGAAGAUAUGAUCCUCUUCUGGAAGAGGUUGAGCCGGCUGAUGAGUAAAGUCAAUCCUGAACCAAAUAUCAUUCACAUCAUGGGCUGCUAUGUUCUUGGAAACCCCAAUGGGGAGAAGCUAUUUCAGAAUCUGAAAAACUUAAUGAAUCCUUAUAGGGUUGCCUUUGAGUCUCCACUUGAACUAUCAGCUCAAGGUAAGCAAAUGAUUGAGACUUACUUUGACUUCCGCCUUUACCGCCUCUGGAAGACCCGCCAGCACUCGAAACUCUUGGAUUACGAUGACAUUUUGUGAGCUGGAGAAGCCUUUGCGAGAGGAAGUUGGUCGCCGGUGUGCCGAGAAGUCGUGCUUAUUGCUGAGAGACUCUUUUAUUGGCACGGGGAGCCCUUCAAAGCCCUACAGGAGGUGCUCGAGGGAGGGAAGGAGGAGCCCUCGGAAGGAGGAAAGUCUCCUGGGUCAAGAGAGACUGGAAGGAAAGGG